AUGUGUGACGAGGCAUUUAUUCUUCAAGCAGAUGGGCGGGAGCACAUUUCCGAUGUGCGCUUUGUCAGCUCCUUACCACAUGAUCCGUCGGCUGUCCUCACAGCGUCGCGCGACAACACAGCCAAGCUAUCCACUAUUCCGACCUCAGGGGAUACCGUGGUAGGUGGUCUAACCUUCAUUGGUCAUACUGCCUUUGUCAACUAUGUUCUCUUUCAUCCUGGCAUGGAGCUUCUGGACCACGAAGCGUGCAUUGUCACUGGAUCAAAUGAUAAGCACGUAGCUCUGUGGAACGCUGAAUCGUCAGCGGUAGAAGCCGUGUUGGAUGGGCACAACAGUGGCACCUGUUGUGGAGCCAUCAUGUACUUUACUCCCGGAAGUGUCAACACAGAGGUGGAGGAUGCGCUUGCUGGCGACAUUAUUUCUGGCGAUUGGAGCGGUACAGUCCUUAUUUUCGAUCACAAAAGUGGACGACCGAAACAGCUCUACAACAAGCACAGCACAGCCAUUCGUGGCGUGGCGCAGCUGACAAACACCUCAGCAGUCGUGACUGGCUCUGGUGAUAAGAUGGUUCAUGCCUGGGAUGCGUUGACCGGAAAGACCAUACAGAUUUUCUCUGGCCACCAGGAUGUUGUGCAGUGCAUUUGUGCGGUCGAUAGUACCCGCUUUGCGUCGGCAGGAAACGAUUGCACAGUUCGAUUGUGGAGCAUCGGCACCGAAGGCCCCCUCCAAGUAAUGCACGGCCAUGACUCACUAAUCUACUCUAUCAGCUGGUCUCCGGCUCUAUCGGAGCUGUACACUGCCUCAGAGGACCACACAGUGCGGGUAUGGCGUUCCAGUGGUGCUGCUAGUAAGUUAUCCACUGUGCAAGUCAUUCAGCAUCCCUGCGUCGUAUGGAGUGUGGCGCCGACAUCAGACGGCAGGCUGCUCUCUGGUGGCUCAGAUCACACUGUGCGCGUAUGGACCCGUAAUUACGAGCACAUGGCGUCUAUAGAGAAGCUGGAAGCCUUAGAGACGGCCGUCUCCUCCCAGACUAUGGAUGUCAAAAUCGCCAAAUCCAGCUGCUCUGCUGCCGCCAGUGGCGGCCUCAAUCUGGAAUCAAUGCCCUUCACUCACGAGAUUGUGCAGCGUCGCGGCACCCUAGAGGGGGAGCGCCUCUUUGCCCGCAACGAAAAGGGCGAGGUGGAGUUGUAUGUGUGGAAUGUCAGUCGCUGGGAGAAGAUCGGCGUUGUAGUAGCAGGGACAGACGCUCAGCGCUACACAGGCACUUCGGAACAGCAGCGCGAGAAGCACUUUUACAAGGGACAAUCUUACGACUAUCUCUUCGAUGUGAAUGUUGAGGGUCGCAUGCUGAAGCUGCCCUACAAUAUUGGCGACAGUGUUGUAGAAACGGCAAAGCGCUUUAUCCAGGACCACGCUGGCGUCGUUGCGCAGGACUCGCAGGAAGAGAUACAAAACUUUCUUAUGGCCCAUGUCUCACCAGAAGAUCUCUUGCGUAUUCCGGGCUUGGAGAGUACUAGACGAGCCUCCUCUAGUGGCACUACAGCAACGGCCUCUCUGUCACCACCGGCGUCACCAGCAGAAGCCGAGCGUCUCCUUCCUGCGUGGGAAGCGCCGCAGCUAUUCGACACCUUCAACGCUGCAGCUGCACAAACGAAAGUGAACGCGCUCCUACCGGGACACACGCAGUUCCACUACACCGUUGAGGCGGUGUCGCCAAACCCCAGUGACCCAUCCGUCACGUGCUCAGAUCUUCUCAGCCUGUACGCCGCACUACCGGCUGGGUCUCGCUUUCCCGCAACGGACGCACUGCGCUACCUGCUCACCGUCACCGUUGAUAGGCCCGAUAUUGUGGGGGAGACACUGGCCAAGCUGGCGACCAUCUGGGGCUCUCAAGCACAACCCCCGCAGCUCCCAACUUCGGCGGCCGAGUGGAUGGUUGCCCUGCGGCUGGCCGCGUCCGUGUUUGGGCGUUUGUGCGACGCGCGUGUGCAAGCGCCGACCAUGACCGGAGACGCACAGGAAAUGCUGGUGUGGUUGGCGGCGUCACUGCCGUCCAUGACGAAGCUGAUCACAAGUGACACGCCCGCUAGCAUGCGCACCAACUGCCGAGCCGCUACGGCUGCACUCCUCCGCAACGUAACGGUGGUCCUGCGCUCCCCAGGGUCGAGCCUAGCGACAGCGGGGCCGGUGAGUCUUGCCGAGCGGCUGGCCGUCGCUGUUGUGCAGCAGAGCGCCGUUUUGUUUGUAGUGGAACGCAAUGACUCGCCAGUAGUGCGCGACAGCCUGCGCUCGCUACGGUCACUCUUGCUGCCCACCUCACCGUCGCCGCCUGCGUGGCGCGCUGCCGUAGUGGCUCAGAUGCUCAGCUCGUUGACGUCCUCGUUGAAGGGGAUUGCCACCGGCGCUUGCGUCGAGGGCCAGCCGACGGCUGCGUGGCUGUUAGCUCAAGUUGGCUGCCCAGUCGUCUGA
Molecule: messenger RNA, 2469 nt
Organism: Leishmania braziliensis MHOM/BR/75/M2904
Lineage: Eukaryota; Euglenozoa; Kinetoplastea; Trypanosomatida; Trypanosomatidae
Exons: 1
Coding region: 1-2469 (822 amino acids)
Biological process (GO): ubiquitin recycling; proteasome-mediated ubiquitin-dependent protein catabolic process
Cellular component (GO): cytoplasm; nucleus
Molecular function (GO): ubiquitin binding
Source: RefSeq, a predicted model, not a curated record